AGAUUUCUAACCAACUUCCACUACACCUACAGUUCUUCAUAAACCGUACCAUAAUUAACAUUUAAUAACACCAACAAGGCCACAAAAACAAAACACUACCCUCUCAUUUUCUCCCACAUAUAAAUUAAAGUAAAAAUUCAUUCAACAUUAAAGAAACAAAAACAACAACAGCAUGACCAUGGACCGAACAUCAUCACAAAGCAGUUCAUCAGAUUCACCAUCAAGAGACACAAAAGUCUUAUCAAUAGAAUGUUUCAGAGGAAGUUCUAAAUCAGAUGAAUGGACAGGUGACAUGUUACAAACUGGUGAUAUAGUUGAAGAGCUUCGAGUUGGUGGUUCUGCUAACUCACUGAUUCGGUUUAAAUCUCCUUUUAAGAAUGGUAAAACUGGUGUUAAUAAGAUUCUUCAAGAAGCUUAUAAGAAGAAAGACACUUCUAUCCUUGUAAGAGUUCGUCGUGGAAUUGAUGAGUUUGUUGAGUUACAAGGUUGUAUUGUUCCUAAUGAUUUGUCUGGUAAUAAGAAGAGUUAUGUUCUUAGGUCUAUUACUGAUCCUAAUUAUCUUGUUGGUUUUUUGGAUCGAACUGAAGCUGAAUGCUUCCAACUCCAAGCUACAAGGACUAGUAGGAUGGUAAAUGAGCUAACAAGUACCCGAGUACAGGAUGGAUUUGUGUCCUAUCCAUGGGAGAGGAGGAUGCAGGAGUUGCUAUCAGUUCCCAAUUCUAGCAACUUUAUUUCCAUAUUACUUCUUCCCAAAGCUUCAGAUAGGGUAGCUUCUCGCUACAAUGAUGUGGAGGACACCUUAGCCAGGGCAAAUGCAUGGCUUAAUGCAGCUCAAGCUUCAGGGGUUCCUAUCGUCUUUAUGAAUAUUCAAACUGAGUCUUUACUUACAAAGAUAUCUGGAGAGACGGCUUCUUCCACCGUAAACACAGGAUCAUUAUCUGAUUUAUGCAACAUUGCAAAUGCAAGCCUUUAUGGUUUUGAAGAUUAUCAUGGAGUAGACAUCGGUGUUGUUAGAGCAAUUCGACUAUGGUAUGCUCCGAUGGGAGGAGAGUUAUCAAUAGAGAUAAAACUAAAAGAUGAUGACACAAAGCUUGGCUUCGCCAUUAGUCGUACAGAAGAGGGUUUUAUAUUCAUCUCAUCAUCAGUUAUCGAUGAAGGUAAAGAAAAUUCACCGGCCACACGGUCAGGGCUAAGCAAUCUAUACAAACUAGCAACAGACACAUCAAGGUUAUUGGUAGUUUCAAGGAUUUCAAAUCAAAGAGUCCUUCCAUGGAUGGUGUCUUCAACAGGAGCAAUUCGAUGUUACGACACAGUUUCAUUGAGCCAGAAACUCUCCUUACACCGACAUACUAAAGUUCCUAUUCUCCUACAUGUCUUCCUUUGGGACAGAACAAUGGCUACUUCAAGUGUAGGAAGCACAAAACCGCGACCCUUGUCUCCCUCUGUGUUGCCAUUACCACGCGAAGUUCAACUGGCACACCAACCAAAUGAGAACCAAGUACAGCCAUUGUCAUGUGAAGGAUCUGAUUCAGGUGAUAUCAAUAUCAGUAAUAGUUCUCAGCCCACACAGCUCGAGAGAGGUGCAGCUGGAGAUGUUUCGUUCAGAUUCCAGGACUUCUCUUUGUCCUCCACCACGUCCAAGUCGGUAUGAACAUGAUGAUAUAUCUCAUUAAAUGUUUAGAUACACGGUGAGUUUAACAAAAUCACAGUGACACCGUGAUUUUGUUGAAGUUUGAAUGUAUAUUUUUUGCUAAAAUCACCGUAAUUCUGAUAAACUCACCGUCUAUCCAAACAUGCAUGCUCCUUUUUGUCCGUCCACUUUGUUUCAUUGUUGUACAUACAAGGUCUUGAGGCUCUUACACUAAAAAAAGGUUAAAUUAGUGACGGAAAUUUAGAGAGGAAAAAUAUGAAAUCUUUCUAAAAUUUGUGACGAAAGAAUUAGAGAGAUAUUUCAUUUUUUACCGUCACUACUUUUCAUCACUAAUUUUAUUAUGUAGUAAUUAAUUGGGAGGGUUAGAGUAUGUUUUGUUUCAUUAGCAUGUCGACACACCAGAAGUAAAAGACAUAACAAAGCUUGUAGAAUUGCUUUUUGAAAUUAUGGGAUAAGCCUUUGUCUUUUCUUAUAAUUUUGAGGAGGGAUAAUGAGGUUACUAUAUGAAUGAAUGUGACUACUAUUUAAAUACUACUAAGAAUGUUUGUGCUUAGUAGGGACUACUUAUUUGAAAGAAGCAAUAAGUUGUUCAACUUUUUUGAAAA
This is a messenger RNA of Trifolium pratense (red clover), 2256 nucleotides long. RefSeq lists its product as uncharacterized. Lineage: Eukaryota; Viridiplantae; Streptophyta; Magnoliopsida; Fabales; Fabaceae. The transcript is spliced from 4 exons. Bases 173 to 1651 code for a protein of 492 amino acids. The record is from RefSeq and is a predicted model, not a curated record.